CACUACCACUAGUUUUCCACAAAUAGUCACAAUGACAGAAACAGGUUUGCAACUCUGAACUCGGAAAAUUGUUUUUAAAAAGUAUAAAACCCCCCCCCCCCCCUAGAUGCAAAAAUGGCAUCAAGAGCUCUAUACCCCUCCUCUCUCUCACACCCAGAAACCCUAGAUGCAACAAUCGCAUCGAGAGCUCUCACCACAAUCUACUCGAAGCUCCUAAAUCGAAUGGCUGUCUGUUCCCUCCGCACCUUCGCUUCUUCCGACUCCAAUUCCGAGUCAGAUAUUCCAACUAACAAUUUGGAUUCGGACUCGCUCUCGAAACAGCUUCAUCACGCCGAGGGUACGAAAAACAGAGCAUUCAACCGAUUUCUGAAAGAAGUGCCAGCAUUCUCCAGCAAGUCCUGCAAGGUGAUGAAAGACAAGAAAUAUGCGAGGCUGGACAUGGCGGGGACCCGGAAGCGAGGGCUGAACCUGAGGGUUUCAGGCAACUCUCUGCAGGACAAGGCAGUGGAAGAGGUGGAUGAUGAUCAUCUGUCCGCGGAGGAGUACCGGAGGAGUUACUACGGUAACAUCGACCUCCCUCAGAGCCGAUACAAGAUGGGAGAGGUCGUGACGGAGCUCAAGAACAUUAUGUUCAACAUGAAACCGCAAAUGAUGAUGAGGAACACUUGCGACAGUCGGCGAUGGUUUACGAGUUGUGGUGCUGCAGUUAGUGAUGCAGCCAAUGUUGAGAGUAAUGCCUUUUCUACUAAUGCGGCUGGUUAUGCAAUCAACGGUGAGGGUCCAGAAGGAGAAUUUCCAAACAUCAACAUAUAUGCUGCGGAUCGACGUCGUUUUUUUGAACAGAAGCACAGCAUAAUGUUAGAAAAUUUUGGGUUGUUCAGAAAGGGUAACAUUGAUUGGUAUGUAGCUCAGGGUUCCAAAUUUAGAUACAUCUCCAUAGAAGACUUCAUUUGGUGGUUCGACCGGAUUCCUAAAAAGUCCGAGGAAACGAUUUAUAAUUACAUGUAUAACCAGCAAAUUUAUGUUUUGGAGAGUUGUCCGGAGCCUUUACUAAAACGCCCAGUAUUCAUGUGUUUUUGGGAGUUGCCACGCGAAGGGUGGUUCAAGUUAAACGUUUCUGGGAUUUUUAAGGAAAAACUUGGUGGGACCAAAGAAGCAUUUUGUGGAGACGUAUUGAGAGAUUGUAGUGGAAGUAUUUUUGGAAUUUUCCAUAAGCCUUUUCCUGAUGCGACAUCUAGAGAUGAAGUAUUGUUACUUGGACUGCAUCAUGGGAUAAAUGAAAUUCUCCAAAGGAGAUCGAGAGCAAAGAGAAUAAUAUUGGAGUUUGACCAUAAAGAAAUGGUCAAGGUGCUACGUCGUGGUAAGCCUUAUGCAACAGGGGAAUACAUGGAACUUUAUCACAAAAUUUUUGAUAUGUUGCUAAAAUUUGAUGAAUAUGAAAUAUCUUUUCAAUUCCCUCAAGGAAACGCGGUAGCUUAUAGAGUUGCAUAUAUAGCUUCACAUUUGACCGUGGGACAGAAUUUUCCCAAGAAUGACAGAUGUUUUGAAAAACUAGUCUGGCAAGAUCGAUGGAAUAUUCCACGAUAUGUGUUCUUCCCGAAAGAAAGAUAUGGAAUUGAAGAAUUGUCUGAUGAUGAUGAUAUAUUAUUCUUCCUCACUGUUGGGGAAGUGCCUGCCAGGUGAUAGGGUCAGAAUGGUAUUAAUCGGAUUGUGUCGCUCUUGACCAUGAUGAUCGCAAAUUGUACAAACACGUUGAAGAGUUGGAUGAUCACUUCCGAGUAUGGAAUAUUUAAAAAUGCAAGUGUUGUCUCCUCGAGGUUACUGGGUCUGGGUAUAAAAUUUGUCCAAACCUCAUUAUUUAGAAAUUAACGAUUUAGAAAUUAUUUGUUCAUCAAUAGUUUAUUAAUAUUUCCCACCAUAUUUUCACUUUUA
Molecule: messenger RNA, 1932 nt
Organism: Cornus florida
Lineage: Eukaryota; Viridiplantae; Streptophyta; Magnoliopsida; Cornales; Cornaceae
Exons: 6
Coding region: 115-1683 (522 amino acids)
Molecular function (GO): nucleic acid binding; RNA-DNA hybrid ribonuclease activity
Source: RefSeq, a predicted model, not a curated record